This is a messenger RNA of Xyrauchen texanus (razorback sucker), 1183 nucleotides long. Its product is annotated as INO80 complex subunit E-like. The transcript is spliced from 7 exons. Bases 86 to 700 code for a protein of 204 amino acids. Gene Ontology annotation, cellular component: Ino80 complex; nucleus. Gene Ontology annotation, biological process: chromatin remodeling. The record is from RefSeq and is a predicted model, not a curated record. Lineage: Eukaryota; Metazoa; Chordata; Actinopteri; Cypriniformes; Catostomidae.
CAAGCGUUGAGUUGACGCUAGCUUUAGCGAGAUAUUCACCCUCAGUUCAACACUUAUAUCUCAAUAAUAUACAUUUUCACACAGCAUGGAGCAGGAGUGUUUUCAGGAGGAACUGCGAAGAGCUCAGAGAAAACUACUUAAAGUUUCAAGAGACAAAAGUUUUCUGUUGGACAGGCUGCUGCAGUAUGAAAGGGUGGAUGAAGAGUCUUCUGAUUCCGAUGCCACCGUUUCCUCAGACAGUGAAGGAGAGAGAGACAAAGACAGCGAAACUGUGAAGAAGAGGAGAAGUCCUGGAGUUCCUCCCAUCUCUUCUUCUUCCCCUCAUCUCUCGCUCCUGUCUCAUUCUUGUGCGGUUCCUCUCCAGUCAUCUGCUCCUGCACAGUACAUUAACACUUUACCCUUCCCUCCUGAGUAUUUGGCUCCCUCUGCUGAGCGAGUGAAGAGAGAGAGAAAAACAAAACUGGAAAAACACAGGAAAGACUGUUCAGGGAAGGUGGUUAGCCCACUGACCUCUAAUUACCCUGCAGGCAGUGAUGCAUCUGGAGGUGCGAGUGGACCAUUCAGCUGGGUCCCACAGCAGAUGCUGAGUGAAGAUGCAGCUGGUGAAGAGGGAGACAGCGAGGGAGAGAGUGACAUAGGAGAGGAGGAGAGAGGAGAGGGGGACGAGGCAGAGCUGGUCAUUGACAUACCGAAUGAGUGAGGGUGAAGGCGAAGGUGUCUAUAUCAGCUUUUAUAGUUCCUACAUGAUCUGUUAUAUCAGAAUGAAUCUGUUAUUGCCUGAUGUAGAGAUCUUGCAAACUAGAUGACACACACACACACACACACACACACACAGGUUGCUGGAUCUGUGUUUUAUGAGACAUUUGGUUGUGUAACAGAUUGAGUUACCUAAAAACACCUGACUCAUCAUAGAUACUGGAUAGUUACAUUCUUUAAAGACUUCUGAGCUGCAGUACAUCUGUAAAUGCAAGUGUGUGCAGUAAAUUUAGAGUGGUGGAGCUCACCUAACAUUAUUUAGAAAACAAGACAGGAGGAAAGAGAGAGAGUGGGGGAAGCAGAAUGAAGAGCCACACCCAUAUUUCCCCCAAGCACAUAAAUACCAGUUGAGACAUGUUGCUUUGUGAUUAUGAAACAUGCACACACACUCGCACACAAACUGAAAAUACAAUACAUAAUGAUAUUU